Messenger RNA from Fusarium pseudograminearum CS3096, 1410 nucleotides. RefSeq lists its product as uncharacterized. Gene Ontology annotation, molecular function: acid phosphatase activity. The coding region runs from base 1 to 1410 and encodes 469 amino acids. The record is from RefSeq and is a predicted model, not a curated record. The transcript has a single exon. Gene Ontology annotation, cellular component: fungal-type cell wall. NCBI's taxonomy places the organism in Eukaryota, Fungi, Ascomycota, Sordariomycetes, Hypocreales, Nectriaceae.
AUGCCUCACAGUCUGCGCGCCAUUGCGGCCGCAGCUCUACCUUCAAUUGUCCUCGCAUCCGUCAUCCAACAACCCAUUGACUCGUUCGAUCAUACCCAAGGCUACCAAUUCGAUCCCCUCCUUCAUCUCCCCGGUAUCUCGCCCUACUUCGAUGCGGUAGGCUUCGGUCUUUCGCACGCUGCGCCUGAGGGAUGCACCGUCACGUCUGCAUCCUACCUCAUUCGCCACGCCGCUAUUUACGCCAACGAUGCCGAGUACGAAGACUAUAUCCAGCCUUUUCUAUACAAGCUUGAGAAACACCGCGGCGACUUCUCGGGUCCAUUAGAGUUCUUAAACAAGUGGUACUCUCCAAUUGAAGAGAAUCAUCUGGAGGAUGUCACGCCCUCGGGCAAGAAGGAUGCCAAAAAGGUCGGAAACCAUCUUUUCAAGCGAUACAAGCAUCUUGCCUCGUCGGUCAAGCGCGUCAUUGCGGAUACCAAGUCUCGAACCUACGAUACCGCCAAGGCAUUCAUACAAGCUUUCCCCGAGGAUGGAAAUAUCGAAAUUACGAGGUUCAACAAGAAGGAGUUGAACAAUGGAACACGUGCUCUCCUUCCUCACAAGGCUUGUUCCAAGUUCUCAAAGUCUCCUGGUACGGAUGAGCAGAAUGAGUUUGUCAAGAACUAUGCCACAUCAGUGUCGCGUCGCUUGCGUCCUUAUACACCCGAUGACUACGAGUUGGCCCCUAAGGAUGUAUUUGCUCUUCAGUCCAUCUGCGGCUAUGAAUCGGCCAUCAAAGGAGAAAAGUCGCCUAUCUGCGGACUAUUCUCCGACGCAGAGUGGUUGUCGUACGAGUACGCUUGGGAUAUGAAGUACGCCCACAUGGUUGGCCCAUUCAACCCUCUUUCCAACUACCUCGGCAUCCCUUGGUUGCACUCCCAGUCAAAGCUUUUUGACAACAUCGACAAGAACUCCGACCUGAUCGAUGACGAGUCAUUGGGUUCCGGUUGGCCCAAGGAGCAGCGUCUCUUCUUUUACUUCACCCAUCGCGAAGUCCCUCCUUUUGUAGCCACGGCACUCGGCAUCUUCAACUCUUCCUCCCACGAGGGCUACGACGAAUUUCCCACCACACACGUGAACCAUGUCCGAGCUUGGAAGAUGUCCGACCUGAUUCCCUUCUUGGGUCACGUCGGCAUGGAGAAGAUGACGUGCAAGCGACCCGAUACCAAGGAUGGUUCUAGCGACGGAGAAGAGUUUAUCAGGUUUAUUGCCAACACUGCGCCUCGACCUCUGCCGCUGUGCCAGAGUGGACCUGGUGCUAGUUGUCCGUUCAAGGAGUUUAAGAAGAUUGUUGCUGCUGGGAUGGAAAAGUAUGGAGACUUUGAUGGUGUCUGUGAGAAUACGAAGGAGGAGAAGGAGGAUGAGUUGUAA